Messenger RNA from Manduca sexta (tobacco hornworm), 1566 nucleotides. Its product is annotated as carboxypeptidase B. Gene Ontology annotation, biological process: proteolysis. Gene Ontology annotation, molecular function: zinc ion binding; metallocarboxypeptidase activity. The transcript has 9 exons. NCBI's taxonomy places the organism in Eukaryota, Metazoa, Arthropoda, Insecta, Lepidoptera, Sphingidae. The record is from RefSeq and is a predicted model, not a curated record. Bases 317 to 1459 code for a protein of 380 amino acids.
CAAUUUAGAUAAUAUGUUAUCUUUCUACAUAUAUUAUAAUUUGAUAAUAAUUCUCUUUGCUGUGAUUUCUGACGUUAUAUUUCAAAACGUCGCCAUGUAAUCGUGACCAGACUAAAUUCUAGUUAUAAAAUAGACUUAAAUUACGAUAUGAAUUAUUAAAUUUCUUGUCCCUUUGCUUCGUGAAUAUAGCAUGUUAGAUCAUAGGGUGGAUCUGUGAAUUAAAGGUCUGGGCAAUAACAUAUUUUUUUUAAUAAGCCCAGCGCCUUUUAAAACAGCAUUUGAGGAUUCUUAUUUGUCUAGGUACCAUUCCAACAAAAUGAACGUGGUAUACAAACCCAGCAGUGCCAAUUAUGGCAGUCAACAUCGCAUGAUCAGAUUUCUGUCAAGUGAUGAAGAAGAUGAAAUCUCUUGCGCUACAGUAAAAACUGAAAAUGGCACUCAAACAAAAUUGCCCAAAAUAGAAAAUCCAAUGGGUACGACUCAAAAAUAUCGAUGCAAAACCAUUAAACACAUUACUCCAAAUCGGAAGCCGAAGAAAAGAAAGAUAAAAUUAAUGGACUGGAAGAAAUAUCACCGUUUAAACGUAAUAUAUUCGUUCUUAGACGAAUUGGAAAGGGACUAUCCGGCUAUUUGUACCGUGUCCGUUAUUGGCAAAUCAGUGGAGGGGCGUGAUAUAAAGAUGUUAAAGAUAUCGAACAGUGAUGCGCGCAACACCGGCGUUUGGUUGGACGCCUCGAUCCACCCGCGGGAAUGGAUCAGCACCGCAGUAGUCACAUACAUCGCAGACCGCAUCGUCAAGAACUUCCAAAACCUCUCCAUAUCCAUCACUAAUAAGGACUGGCACAUAGUUCCCGUACUGAAUCCAGACGGAUAUGAAUACACGCACACUCACGAUCGUAUGUGGAGAAAGAAUCGAGCGUGCUACGGCGGCAAGUGUGUCGGGGUCGACCUAAAUAGAAAUUUCAGUUACGGUUGGGGCAAUAAUGGCGAAGAAGGCUCUUCAGAAGAACCUAGCAAUGUUUUCUAUAGAGGACCUGCGCCUUUUUCAGAACCUGAGACAGCAGCAGUGAGGGAUGCGAUUCUAGGAUCAACAACGUCAUUCAAAGCAUUCCUAUCGUUUCAUAGUUACUUCGAGACGAUAAUAUUUCCAUGGGGUUACAAGAAGGACCCGUGUCCAGAUUAUAUACGAUUAUUGGAAGGUGGAACAAUUAUGGCAAGGGCAAUAUAUGAAAGCAGUGGAUUAACAUACAAAGUGGGAAGCACCAAAGAUCUGACAUACUAUGCCUGCGGGACGAGCACUGAUUGGAGCUACGCCAUUGCCAAGAUCCCGUUCUCAUACAUGAUAGAACUUAGAAGCAGAAAGCAUAGAUUUAAACUGCCGAAGGAUCAAAUAACUACCAACUGCGUCGAAGUUUGGAAUGCUGUAAAAAGUCUCAUGGAUUACGUUGACCACUACUGAUUUUUACCGAUAAUUAUAAUUCCUGCAUUCACCAAAUAUUUUGCUGUUUUGUAACUUGUUUUUGUAAAUAAGUUUAUGUAGAAUACGAAAUAAAUCAGACAUCAUAA